Astyanax mexicanus (Mexican tetra) is the source of this 1654-nucleotide messenger RNA. RefSeq names its product ubiquitin carboxyl-terminal hydrolase 42. The transcript has 12 exons. Gene Ontology annotation, molecular function: cysteine-type endopeptidase activity; cysteine-type deubiquitinase activity. Gene Ontology annotation, biological process: protein deubiquitination; regulation of apoptotic process. NCBI's taxonomy places the organism in Eukaryota, Metazoa, Chordata, Actinopteri, Characiformes, Acestrorhamphidae. The coding region runs from base 18 to 1607 and encodes 529 amino acids. The record is from RefSeq and is a predicted model, not a curated record. Gene Ontology annotation, cellular component: nucleus; cytosol.
UACUGUUUUUUAGAGAAAUGAUGGACCAUUCCUCAGCCAAAUAUCUCAGUUUAAGCUGGGAUCAAGUACUACCCGUUGGAGCCGGACUCUGGAACGUGGGCAACACCUGCUUUAUGAACUCUGUUCUCCAGUGUCUUUCAUACACUGCUCCACUGGUGAACUACACGCUCUCUGGAGAGCAUGUCAGAACAUGUUCCAGAUAUCGGUUUUGCAUGUCAUGCACAUUGGAGAACCACAUCACUGAGACGAUUAAUAACUCGGGCACAGCCAUUGUUCCUGCACGUGUGGUGACUCAACUUAACCUGAUCGGAGAGCAGUUCUGUUUAGGACAACAAGAAGACGCGCACGAGUUCCUGAGGUACACAGUGCACGCUUUACAGCAGUCCUACCCUAAUGGAAAAAUGCUAGGCAGGGAAACCAACCUCAUUAAUCAGAUCUUUGAAGGUCGCAUGAGAUCUAGAGUGAAGUGUCUGAACUGCAAGGCAGAUUCAGAUACGUUUGAGCCGUUCAUGGACGUUGCACUGGACAUUACGGGAGCCAAGGAUCUUACCGAAUCGCUACAGCGAUUUGUUAAGCCUGAGCAACUUGGCGAUGGUUACAAGUGCACCCGGUGUAUGGAAACGAGCCCGGCCUCCAAAAAACUGACCAUACACCACAGCUCAAACGUGCUCACCAUCUGUCUGAAGAGAUUUAAUUACUAUGGACGAAAAAUUUCUACGCUUGUGAAAUAUCCGAAACGCCUUGACAUGCGCCCGUUCAUGUCCGAGUCUGAGGGAGAGUCACAAGUGUACGAGCUGUAUGCUGUGCUUGUGCACGCUGGUUACAGCUGCCACUGUGGACACUACUACUGCUAUGUGAAGGCUAGUGACCGCAACUGGUAUAAAAUGGAUGAUGAACAGGUGUCCGUCGCCGAUGAAAGAUCAGUGCUCAAUCAGCAAGCAUACAUGCUGUUCUACAUCAGGACUUCAGAAAAGCCCAUGGCAGAGGGGAGGAGCCAAGGGUACAGCGGGUCUACUUACAGAAAGUGCAGCGAAACCUGUGACACCAAACAGCAGAGCACAGGAAAACGAAAGCGCUGCCAAAGCCCUGACAGAGAGGAGUCUCAACCCGCUGCUAAACGGGCAAUCGUAGAAAUACCUGCAACUGAUCAGCGGUUACUAAAAAUAAGCAGGAAAUGCAAACGAAAGCGCUGCCCAAGCCCUGAAAGAGAGGAGUCUGAACCCGCUGCUAAACGGGCACGCAUAGAAACUCAUAGAACCUGUGACACCAAACAGCAGAUCACAGGAAAACGAAAGCGCUGCCCAAGCCCUGUAAGAGAGGAGUCUCAACCUUCUGCUAAACUGCCAAUCAUAGAAACGUAUAGAACCUGUGACACCAAACAGCAGAUCACCGGAAAACGAAAGCGCUGCCCAAGACCGAAAAGAGAGGAGUUUCAACCUGCUGCUAAACGGGCUCAAAUACAAACACCUGCAACUGAUCAACAAUUACUACAGGAGAAAAAGAAACUACAAAUAAGGACUUCAGAAAAACUCAAACAGAGAAGAGGAGCCGUGAAGACAGCGAUGCGUAUGGCGAGUGCUCUGAAAUCAGUAGCACCAAACAGCUGAGCAUCAUAGAAAAACGCUACCAUAGCUUUGAGAAAGAGAAGUCAAAC